Molecule: messenger RNA, 962 nt
Organism: Klebsormidium nitens
Lineage: Eukaryota; Viridiplantae; Streptophyta; Klebsormidiophyceae; Klebsormidiales; Klebsormidiaceae
Source: the annotation of a GenBank genome assembly
AUGGCUUCCUCUGCAGCUCUGACCACCCGGGCUGCGCUCAGCAGCCAGAUGCUCUCCGAAUCCCCCAGCGCUUUCGGCGCCAAGUCUACCCCCCUGCAGCUUGCGUCCCCCAUCUUUGGCCGCAAGCUGGCUGCUCCCAAGGCGCCCGCACAACAGCUGAAGGCCAGGUCUUCCGUUGUGACCGCCGCCGUCGAGUGGAAGAACGUCCCUGGGAAGCUCCGGACUAUCAGCAUUGGGGACGGGGGUGCGCUUAUUGGCACAACCGUCACGAAUGAUAUCUACCACUGGACGAACAACAAUUGGGCAGUCCAGUCGACAGGAAAGUUGAAGCAGAUCUCCACCGGAGCCAAGGGCCACUGGGGCGUAAGCCCCAGCGACGAUGUCUGGCACUGGGAUGGGACCACGUGGAAGAAUGUCGCUGGCAAGCUGAAGCACGUGGCCUCCGGGAAGGAGGUGUGGGGUGUCAGCGCGGACGAUCAGAUCUGGAAGAGAAACAACAAGCCAGUCACAGACACCGGACUUUGGGACGUCGUCCCCGGAAGGCUGGCGCAGAUUGACACCAACGACUUUGGCGACGUGUGGGGUGUCAACGCCACCAAGCAAGUUUUCCGCCGCGUUGACAACGAGUUUGUGUACGUCCCCGGGCCUGGUGGCCAGGACAUCAUCAAGCACGUGACGACUGGCGUCAUGGGCGUGUGGGCUGUCGACACCAACGACGUCAUCUACCGCUGGGUGCUGAGCGACUCCAAGGAUGGUGCCUGGCACAGGGACCCCAAGGAGGGCCGCCUCCGGAACAUCGACUCCGGCUACGACUCAGUCUGGGGAACCAGUCACGAGGACAGCAUCUGGAAAUACACCAUCACGCACCCCUAAGCCGCGCCGCAGCUUUGACAGUGAUGUAAGAGCCGGAAGAGAGAUUACUCUAGGCACGCUCGCGAUCAGCCCGCAAUGUAAUACAAAUC